UAGCUGGGAAACAAGGCCAUUAUUCCUGAACAGAAUAAAAGUUUUAUUAUAUAUUUUUUUAAUGUAAAAGUGCCCGUCCUUAUUAAACAAGCAGCUAGUUUGAUGUUAAUUGCGAGACGCGCUCGUGUGAAGCUCGUCUGAUCGCGUCAGUGCGCUAAUUGCCGUCGCGUCGACUUAAAGAGUCAUUUCCCACAAAAGGGAAUCUAAUUAUUUUCUUUUCUCUUUCACGUUAUCCGCCAACAUCACCUUAUUCGCACGUGGGUGGCAAGCGCGCGGCCGCCUCUUUGAACUCCGCGCUCGUGAAGCGGCUAUAAAAGCGGCGAAGUUUGGCUUUUGCGCAUUUUGUCGCGGAUAUGGCGCAGAUCGACGUCGAAGCGUUCACCGCGCAGGUUCUGUCCCAGUGGGACUGGAGCGGAGAGGACAGCGCGUUCGGAGACGCGUCCUCGCCGGAGUCCGCACGCAAAGACGAGCAGCAGAAGCCCAAAGUGAAGAUGAGCGUGAAGCGGAGGAUGAAGGCCAGCGAGCGCGAGAAGCUGCGCAUGCGCAGUCUGGCGGAGGCGCUGCAUCAGCUCCGCGAGUAUCUUCCUCCGGUGUACAGCCGCAGAGCGCAGCCGCUCACCAAGAUCCAGACGCUCAAAUACACCAUCCAGUACAUCCAAGAGCUGUCCAGCAUCCUCCAGCAGCAGACCUGAGCGCGUUCCCGCGUCACGCCUCCGGGAGUGUUUCAGAAGCGUCGCGGCGGCGGAAACAUUGUGUCGUUUUGUGACAUUGCGGGAAUGUUACUUCCGAGCUGAACAUUUCGGAAACGUUUGAUGAACGUCCAGCUUCUGAGAACAGUGAACGAACGCUGCUGGAAUUUUAACGUUCUGAGAACGUUCCCCAGCUGCUGCUGCUGCUGUACAGAUUCAUAUUUUUCUGUGUUUGUUUGUUUGUUCAUCCACUCAUGAUUUUAUUCGGAUGUAAAUAUUUCUUGCUGAUGCUUGAGUGGAGUGUCGGUGUCUAAUAUCAAGAGUGUCUUUUAAACUGGAAUAGUUGAAUAAACGCUUUGUUCGU
Messenger RNA from Onychostoma macrolepis, 1053 nucleotides. RefSeq names its product mesogenin 1 (gene msgn1). Bases 354 to 692 code for a protein of 112 amino acids. The record is from RefSeq and is a predicted model, not a curated record. Gene Ontology annotation, molecular function: protein dimerization activity; RNA polymerase II cis-regulatory region sequence-specific DNA binding; DNA-binding transcription factor activity, RNA polymerase II-specific. Lineage: Eukaryota; Metazoa; Chordata; Actinopteri; Cypriniformes; Cyprinidae. The transcript has a single exon. Gene Ontology annotation, cellular component: nucleus. Gene Ontology annotation, biological process: mesoderm formation; regulation of transcription by RNA polymerase II.